Molecule: messenger RNA, 2151 nt
Organism: Trypanosoma grayi
Lineage: Eukaryota; Euglenozoa; Kinetoplastea; Trypanosomatida; Trypanosomatidae
Exons: 1
Coding region: 1-2151 (716 amino acids)
Source: RefSeq, a predicted model, not a curated record
AUGGCGUCAGCCCUCCAACCACCAUCGAACAUUGGGGAGGAGUCAUCUGUUGUGAACGUCAUUGCCAAAGUGCGAUCGACACCUAGUGUGACAACACAGCCCACAUAUGACGCCCCUGUGAUGCAGCCACGCUCAGCAGAACGUGAGUCAUCAGGAGAACCGUACCAGCGAGCACAGGCGCGGCCCGUUGUGCGGUUUCCUCGUAGUAACGCUGGAGCACAAGUCACUGUUGGCACUGGCGACGUGGUGCCAGGUCCGGGUGUAUAUGAUCACAACUACCUUCGUCAUCACCAUCACCAUCUCCUCCAGCAGCAGCAACAGCAGCAGCAACAGCAGCAGCCUUCGCUGCGUAUUGGAGCUCCUGGUGAUGAUGCAGACAAGAUGCGGGAGAGGAUAUUUAACUCGAGUAGUAACUCUACACACCCAACCCCGGAUACGCCGCAUACAGUUGUGCAACCACCCACACCCAUUUCAGGGACUAAAACAUGGACAAAUAAGCCUUACCGUAAUAUGGGGAUGUCUGCGCAGAUGGGGGAUGUGACGGAUCGAAAGAUCAUGAGUGGUGCCGCUUUGGAGAAAGGGGCAUUCGGGGACCAUGGACUGGGCCGAAGUGGGGGCCAAAGUACAGCCCCGCAACAGCAAGCCGACAUGAUGGUAUCGUCGAUGCCCCCAUAUAUGCGGCACGCCCAGGUGGAAAGUGACCCUCAAGAAUAUCAGAGACAUUUACGAGCAAUGCCCCAGCAGCAGCAGCAGCAGCAACAACAACAACAACAACAGCAUUCGUUUUAUGGCGCCAACCAGCAAGGCCAGGUGCACAAUGGUGGGCAGUACCCCAGAGAUCUUGAGCGCGAUGUAUACGAAAUCUACUAUCCACAACAGAGCCACUAUCCUCCUUCACUGCAGCAGUCACACCAGCAACAGUACCAGAAUUGUCAACAACAGCAACAGCAGCAAACUCCCUCUUCAUAUUAUGCUCCACAGCCAGAUCCUCAAAACUGGCGCAUCGGGGGUGACACACGGCAUGGCUACGCUGACCCCAACAACUACGCGUCGCCACAGAAUAAUUCAAGGUAUCCUGGUGGUGGCGGUGGUGGUAGUGGAAUGUCAAUGAUGCGACCGUAUAACAACAACGCUCCAAUCCCUUCGGCGCCACCGCAGCAGCAACAACAGCAGCAGUGGUCCGGAGGGCAGCGGCAGUAUCUAAGAGGCAAUAUGCCUUCGGCAGACUUUAUGUCACAGCAAGCACCGUCGCCGUAUCCGUGCAGUAGCGACAAUGGUUUGUCGCGAUACCCGUCGAACACUCCAACGACAAGAGUUGGCGUUGGUGCGGGUGUGACGCCACCGUCUGCAGCGUCAUACGGUGGAUUCUCCAAUAAUUGGCGACAACAGCCACUCUACCAAGACGAAACACAUCAGCAAUCACAGCCCCAUGCCGUUCCUCCAGCGUACCAGAGCAGUGGUAACGGGUCCCCUAGCCCAUACCAGCAGCCGAUGAUGCCAGGGCAACGUAUGGACUAUCCUGAUCGUCAAAACCAAGACCAGUACUAUGGCAAUGCGCAGUGGAACUACGGCUUCGGCAGUCAUCCGACAAUGCAAAACACACCCAACUAUUCUCAGCAACCAGGACAACAAGGGUUCAAUUGCCCAUCUUUCAAUUCAACAGGAGGACCUGUAGGUGCGCCUUCGGUAGGACCAAUGAUGGGGAACGCGCCAAACUACCCACCGCCGCCCACGUCUGCGUAUCCGCCCCCGCAGCAGCCUUCUGAUCCGUACGGUGGAAGAGGGGCAAUGCCUCAGCCUAACAGCAGGUUCGGUUUUCCUCCCGUAGUGGGGUCUACACAGCAGCAGCAGCGGAAGGCUCAACCGCACUCUCCAAAUCGACGCGGAGAUGGCGGCAACAAUGGAUGGGGGCAUAUGCCAUCAGCCCAAGGUGGACGAGGGUACGGGGGAUUCAGCCGCGGUCAGCAGAGACAGCAAGCACAGCAACAGGCUCGACGACCAGACAGCUUGCCGCGUUCAACACCACCUAUGGAGGAUCGUAGUGACACUGCUGUAGUGAAUCAAAGCUCGGGUGAAGCCAACGAUGGAGCGACACCUACAAACAGUAAUGUGAAGCAAGCGGUUGAAGGCUGUGGGGAGGAGGAUCAGUGA